AUGAUGGCCAACCCCCUUCCCCCUCCCCAUAUCCCGGGGCAAUCCGCAUUUCAGCUGCCCACUCCGCGUCCCUCGCCUUCCUCAUCUGACGACCGACCCCCCUGCACCCCCGACCACCCGCCGCCCCAGCAGCCCCCACAACACUCGGCUUCUGUAGGCCCGAUCUCCCCGGCCACCGGUCUUCCCGAUGCCCUCGCACAUAUUCCCAUCGACUAUAUCAUCGACCGUCUGCGCUCGAUGGCCCCCUACUAUUGGCAUAGGCCCGAGACUACAAACUGCACCAUAAUUGUCCCAACUGAGCCGGUGCGAAUGUUCUCUCGGGUUGCCAACGGACACUCUGCUAUUGCUGGCACAUCAUCCAGCGGCCCUCUGGGUGCGAUACGAGAUUCACGGAGAAGCAGUGCUCCCAACGCUGGUGCUCGCCAGCCCAUUCGUGUACGGUUGCACCAAGACUACCUCACUGCACAAUCGGCCCUCUUCCGGAAUCUCUUCUCCCAUUCGACUAUUACCCACCUCGAUCCCGCAUCGGCGGGAAGCCGACCCCUCUUCACCUUCUCGUCGCUGCGACACCCCCGCAUGACCGGCCCAGCUCACAAUCCUACCGUACUCCUUCCGGUACCCGACCACGCUUCAUUUGCGCUAUUGGUCCACUACUUGUAUUUUGGAGAUACCCGUACCAUUGAGAAUGCACUCCGUACUGGUACUAUCACGUGGGAAGGAUGUGUUCGGAAUGUCGAGUAUCUCGGGCUCAGGGAUGAAAUCAAACGAUUCCUCGGGCGAUGGUGGAGGCUAUGGAUUGCGGGUGGGGGGCAGAGACACGUCCGACGGCGUGCGACGGACUCUGUCGAAGAGGAAGAGGAAGAGGAAGAUGGAAACGAACCAAGCGGAUCUACUGGGGCAGGCUCGAGCCAACAACGGGGACUUCAAACGGUGUUGGAUACGGCAGACCAAGAAGCAGAGGGGAGGGAAUACACUCGAACUUCGACCAAGGUCCAUACCGGGCAAGGCUUAGUCGACGCAGACGAGCUCGCUGCAAUGUUAGAACGCGUUUGA
This is a messenger RNA of Rhizoctonia solani, 1053 nucleotides long. RefSeq lists its product as uncharacterized. NCBI's taxonomy places the organism in Eukaryota, Fungi, Basidiomycota, Agaricomycetes, Cantharellales, Ceratobasidiaceae. The coding region runs from base 1 to 1053 and encodes 350 amino acids. Gene Ontology annotation, molecular function: protein binding. The record is from RefSeq and is a predicted model, not a curated record. The transcript has 3 exons.